AGGAUUCUGACACUCGUGAUAUUGUUGUUGUUUCUCACACACACUCGUGAUAUGUAUGUGCUGGAAGAUCAUCCUGCAGCAGUAAAAGGCGUCAUCCCAGUGGCAGCAUUCCACCCCACUUCUGAGGAAUCUCACCCGCCGCCAACUACCCCCCUCGCUCUCCUCUGCUUCCUUUUCUUCCUUCACCUGCCGGAAUGGAAGAAAUGGGAGGUAUGACUAGUCUAGACUAGACUACAUGUGCGCGUACAUGGUUAGUGUGUUGAUGAAGCACGGCAGUACGUACUGCAGCGGGCGGCCCCCGAUCAACGAAUGUUUGCUCCGCAACCUUCUUCAAUGCGACGUGUGAUACUUCAAGGUACAGGGCUACGUACGCGUUUCUGUAGCGUAUGCAUACGAAGCGAUCACUGUAGAAUUGCCGGUAGAGGGACAGCGCACUUCUUGAGGCUGGGAAUCAUGCGUUGGAUUCUCGCCUCGCCAACCACCAACACAGGGCGGAAGGUGUGUAGAAGCCGAAAUCAUACAUUUAGUCUAUUAUUGCUUCAUGUUUGUUGUUGUUGUUGUUUCUCACAGCAGUAGCUCCACAGUCCACAUAAAAUGGGGAGCCCGUGGUCUCAAAACCCGGCACAUACGACNAUUCUCACAGCAGUAGCUCUACAGUCCACAAAAAAUGGGGAGCCCGUGGUCUCAAAACCCGGCACAUACGACGCCGCGGGGAAACAAAACAAAAAUAGGAUGUGUGUGUGUUUUCGUCCUAUUUAUAAUGGCUACAGUCCCCCCGUUUUUCGUGGUGAGACGUGUCCUACAUUUUUUAGCUUAUGAGGCCCAUAAAUCAGGCCAAUUGUUAUGGGAAAAUUCCAAAUUUGGAAUCCUCCGCCCUCGGAAAACAAAUUCCAACGCCGAAAUUCCAAUUUGGUAUUCUGGUGCCGACCAAGUUAUGGGGAAAUAGGAAUCCCGGAGCGUUGGGGGGGUAGAUUACGAUGCACGGAGCGGAGAAUUCAAAAAUGGGCGCGAUCCUAUGUACCGCACUCCCAGCAGCCCAUCCUUUCCCUG
Molecule: messenger RNA, 1050 nt
Organism: Ectocarpus sp. CCAP 1310/34
Lineage: Eukaryota; Phaeophyceae; Ectocarpales; Ectocarpaceae
Source: the annotation of a GenBank genome assembly